Messenger RNA from Candidula unifasciata, 747 nucleotides. Lineage: Eukaryota; Metazoa; Mollusca; Gastropoda; Stylommatophora; Geomitridae. The record is from the annotation of a GenBank genome assembly.
AUGAACAAUAUUGAAAAUGCCAUUCUUAAGCCAAAAGCAGACGCCAGACUUGUUUUAGUUCUGUACAAAGCCAAGGGUGAUUCUUUGGAUCACAAGCUGACCCUCGACCUUGUUCAGCAUUUGCAGCUGAAGUAUGGGAGAGAAUACAUUGAAGUUGUACAAACAAAUUCCGAGUUCUCUAGAGGUCCUGCCUUACAGCUUGGGGCUGAACAUUGCAGUCCUGAAGCUUUGCUGUUCUUCAUCGAUGUUGACAUUAUAUUCACAGCUGCAUCUUUAGAGAGAGUUCGCCUCAACACGCUCAGAGGUUCUCAAGUUUACUUUCCUAUUGUGUUUAGUCAGUAUGAUCCGCAGCCAGUUUGCUUGCCUGGCUCCCCUCACUGCGUCUGCCAGGACUCAGAAUGUAUCCUCAAGGAGGGAGAUGUCAGCGAUGACGCUGGCUACUGGAGACAGUUCGGCUUCGGCAUUGCUGCCAUGUACCGCAGCGACUACCACAAAGUUGGAGGCUUUGACCUGAGCAUCCGUGGCUGGGAGAACAACUUUGUUGUAUUCCGAGCCGUGGACCCAGGCAUGACCCACAUCUUCCACACCAUCCAGUGCAGCGAAUCUCUGGAGAGUUCUCAGCUCACCAUGUGUGUCAACUCCAAAGCCCAGAGCUACGCCUCCACAUCUCUGCUGGCCAGUCAGAUCUACAGUAACCCAGACAUUCUACACCGGCUCGAGGGUCAUGGGCAGAGCGACGAAUCAUAG